UUGAUCCAUUGAGAGAAAUGUGUCGGUCACCAAGACUAGUUUACAAGAGAGGAUGGAGAUGGAGAGGAAGUAAGAUAGGUGAGGAUGCGAGGCGGCCCUCCGCAGUAUUUCUCAUCCAUCCCCCACGUUAUCCAGUGAAGAGGAUCUAUCCUUCGGAAUGAGUGUAUCGACUCCGAUUCCUGACCCGGAGGCCCAGUUGCACCCACCCCACCCCCGCUUUUCUCUUAUCUAGCGUUUAUCAAUUUAGACGUUCAGCCUUUUUGCAGAACCCCUGACAUCAGGGUUCCCCCGCUGACGACCCCACCAAGGGUCAACAGCCUUUUUGUGUACUGUUCGCAUCGUUGUAGAAAGAUCAAUUGUUCAUUGUACAACAUCUUUCAUUCUCUGAAUCUGAUAGUAUCACUCACUCUCAUAUUCACACUCUCAUAUCCAACAUCAUGUCGAACCAAUUCGUCUGCCGCUGGGCAUUUCUAAGCUGCUCCUCGAUUGCGUCCGUCUUCCUCCCCGAUAUCAUACUCCCACGGGAUGCUUCAGAACCGAUCAAGCACGAGAUUGUUGCCGUCUCGACGACUGGCUCCGAUGAGAGAGUCAAGAACUGGUUGGCAGAGCACAAGGUUUCCAAUGCCGCAUCUGUGAAGAUCUACAACUCUUGGGAGGAGAUGCUUAAGACCGGGGACUUCGACGUCGUAUACAUCUCGACACCACACCCACUUCAUUACGAGCAUAUCCGUGUUGCGCUCAACAACAAGCGGAACGUUCUCGUUGAGAAGCCAGCCACCAUGAACAGCAAGCAAUACGAGGUUCUCUCCAAGCUCGCCAAGGAGAAGAAUGUGGUGUUGAUGGAGGCCAUGUGGACGCGCUACCUCCCGGCGAUGCAAUACCUGCAAAAGGAGCUCCUGCCCAAGAUCGGCCCCGUCAGACGCGUCUAUGCUGAGUUCUCCUUCCCAAUCUACUCCACGGAUAUGCCGGCUUCGUCGCGAUUCCUGGACAAGAAAGCCGGCGCGGGUUCCCUGCUCGAUAUGGGAGUCUACGCCCUGACGUGGGUGGACGUUGCGCUCAACUCGCUGCCGGACGAGCACGCAUCCACCAAGGUCAUCCACGCCAACUCGAUGCCCAUCAGGGGCGUCGAGGGUAAAGUGGAUGACAUGAACACCGUCAUCAUCGCGAAGGAGAAGGCGGGCGAGCAGAUGGCCGUGGCUAUCGUCACCACCAGCAUGACGAUGCCCGGGUCGAACAAGCCGUCCUUCUACCACCGCUUCGAGGCGAAGAAGGCCGCGCCGUGCGUCCGGAUCGAGGGGGAGAAGGCGUCGAUCGCGGUCCCCUUCCCGCCGAUCCGGCCACAGAAGUUUGAGGUGCAGUGGUACGGCCACGAGUUCCUGGACAGCGAGGGCCUGGAGGUGAACGAGGUCAUUGAGAAGCCGGUUGAGCGCGGCUGGGGCAUCUGGUACCAGGCGGACGUCAUCGCGAAGAGAGUCGCGGCGAGACAGAAGGAUGGCAAUGCUACGGUGGGUGAGGUGAUUGGGGAGGAAGAGAGUCUCCGUGUCUUGAGGUACAUGGAUGAGGCGAGGAAGAUGAGUGGGAUUGAGUACGAUCCUAAAUUGGAGGAGAUAUAGAUUGUAUUUGUUGAUAUGAAACCUACCCAAUAGACUACUUUUCCAUCGAG
Amorphotheca resinae ATCC 22711 is the source of this 1663-nucleotide messenger RNA. RefSeq lists its product as hypothetical. The record is from RefSeq and is a predicted model, not a curated record. The coding region runs from base 438 to 1613 and encodes 391 amino acids. Lineage: Eukaryota; Fungi; Ascomycota; Leotiomycetes; Helotiales; Amorphothecaceae. Gene Ontology annotation, molecular function: nucleotide binding. The transcript has a single exon.